AUGAAGAACUCUCACUGCAGCAGGUUGCUCCUGGUGUGCUCAGUUCUUGUGCUCUGCAUCGUAACCGGAGGCGCGAGGUGCGACAAGUUAAGCAGCAAUUUCUAUGACUGGACGUGCCCCGGAGUGUACAACAUCGUCCAGCAGCACGUGUUUUCUGCCAUGAGGGAAGAGCUGAGGAUGGGGGCCUCCCUUCUCAGGCUUCAUUUCCAUGACUGCUUUGUCAAUGGCUGUGAUGAUUCAAUCUUGCUGGAUGGUGCUGAUGGCGAGAAAUUUGCACUACCCAACCAGAACUCCGUCAGAGGGUACGAGGUCAUCGACGCAAUCAAGGCCGACCUCGAGAACAUGUGCCCUGGGGUGGUGUCCUGUGCUGACGUUGUAGCCCUUGCAGCUGGCUAUGGAGUACUCUUUAGUGGAGGGCCUUACUAUAAUGUUCUUCUGGGGAGAAGGGACGGUCUGAAGGCGAAUCCGUCAGGAGCUGACAACGGCCUGCCCUCGCCGUUCGAACCGAUCAGCUCCAUCGUAAAGAAGUUUGCCGAUGUCGGCCUCGACACGAAAGACGUGGUGGUUCUGUCAGGUGCCCACACGAUCGGGCGAGCCCGGUGCGUGCUGUUCAGCGACCGGCUGGCGUCCACCAAGAGCUCGGCCAACCCGACGCUGGACGCCACCAUGGCCGCUAACCUGCAGAAGCUCUGCACCGGCGGCGACGGCAACCAGACCACCGCACUGGACGUGAGCUCCGCGGGCGUGUUCGACAAGCAGUACUACCACAACCUUCUGAGCAAGAAGGGCCUCCUGACCUCCGACCAGGGCCUCUUCUCCGCGGACGAGGACGUGGUCGCCAGCACCACCAAGGCGCUGGUGCAGACGUACAGCAACGACGGCGAGCAGUUCUUCUCGGACUUUGGCGCGUCCAUGGUGAAGAUGGGGAGCAUACCGUUGCCGGGGGGAUCCGCCGGCGAGAUCCGCUGCAACUGCAGGGUUCCCAAUCCCAAAUGA
Messenger RNA from Triticum turgidum subsp. durum (durum wheat), 996 nucleotides. Lineage: Eukaryota; Viridiplantae; Streptophyta; Magnoliopsida; Poales; Poaceae. The record is from the annotation of a GenBank genome assembly.